Symbiodinium sp. CCMP2592 is the source of this 2466-nucleotide messenger RNA. NCBI's taxonomy places the organism in Eukaryota, Dinophyceae, Suessiales, Symbiodiniaceae. The record is from the annotation of a GenBank genome assembly.
AUGAAAUCUGCCGGUUGUAUUGAGUACUGCAACGGCCACUGCGCCAAUCCUACUAGAUGCGGGGCAUGCUACUUCCAGCGGAACAGGCAGCAGCUGCAAGAUCGGUUUCCAUGGAUAACAGCUCAUGCAGCUCCUUUUCGAGUUGGCUGUUCUGUGUGUCAGCAGCUGCCAGCUGGCAAGAAAAGCACAGUCCCAGAUUCGUGGAGAUUGGGUGAGAUUUCCUCAUAUGAUGCUUUGCAAAUGCGCAAGCUGGAGAAGCAUGAGAGCGGCAAGCUACACCAACGUGCGUUGGACAGUCAUGCGGACGUCUCAGAAGUUCGCGCGCCUACCGUGCUGGACUUCACAAGGUUAGCGCAGCACAUGCGGAAGCAAUGCCUUGGCAAGGAUGGACUUCCAGAAGUAGGUGGGCAAAAGAAGUGCAGGAAAAUGGCUUUUUGCCUGGCGGAAGUCUUCCGCGAAUCUAAGCGGGAUGUUUGGCGGGCAAAGAACGGCCUGGACGGCCAACCCUUGCUUGUCAGCACCACUAUCUUUCAAGAUGCCCGCAAGGGAAGAUUGGCUGUGCGGUUCACUGCAGCCAGCUCCGCGGGAAGCAAGAUUAGUGGCCACAUGGGGUCCGUGCGAUUGUCCGACGGCUGCGAUUCUGUUUCCCUGACAGAAGCAACAAUGAAGAUCAUUCGCAACUUUUGUACUCCGUGCACAAACAUCCCUCACCUGGAGUCGCUGCACGGCACUGCAAGUCCCAUGGAUCAGGGGCUCUUUGAAAAAGUGAAGGCUUCUAUGGAAACCUUUGUUUCCGAUUCCGCGAGCGAUGAGCUGAGGGCUGGUUUCAUGCUAGCUGAGCAGACCACUUCUGGGCUCAUGGUGGAGACACUGCCUCAAAUGAAAGUGGUGAUGAGGGACCGCCCCCAUGCCACACGGCGCAACCUAAGCAGGAACUGGAAAGCCGACGCGUUUCUCGAUGAGGUGGCCAACGCAUUCCUCUUCGCGGCGGAUUCCCCUGUACGCAUGAUCCAGUACUCCCAUAUCUUCCGCGAUUGGUUUUGUGAAAACAUCCGGAGGCAAAACCCCAACUUGAGCUGUGUGCAAGUGAACGAUCACAUGAAGAAUUUGAAUUUCGUGGCACACAGGUUCGAAUCCACGGCGCGCCCCUUCCUGCAGACUGUGAGUAAGAUUGCGCUGCAGCGCAAGGCAGAAGACGCAGGCAAGUCUGCAGCCAAGUUUUUGACGUGGCUUGACUAUGAGCGGUGUGUUCAGGUGGCAAUGCUGGGCGACUGUGCCAUUGAGAACCUCGAGCUGACGAGGUUGGUAGACUUCGAGGGGUUCCCUGUCGAGGACUUUCCCGGUCAGCUGAUUUCGUUUAGGGCGCGGAUCAGGUCCUUAUUCACUGGUGGUGCACCGGCCUGUUUGGACACCGGCUUGACCCGUCACAUGCUCAAAAUUCUGGGAAAGCGAACGAUGGCCUUCAGUAUUCCCUCUUCACGCGGCGGUGUGGAUGCCGUGCAACUCAUGCCCACGGAUGAUCACGCUGCAGCUUUGACAGUGGGGAAAUGCCUCUCGCGAAUGUCAGGCUGGGUAGCACUGACUGAGAGGACAUUGGAGGCUGAAUUCCCGCACUUUGAGACGCAGCAGUCCUUCAAGAUUUUCAGCCUGUCCGACGCCACGGAACGACCCAAUGGAUCCCAUUUCUGCCGCUCCAAAGAUUUGUCUAGGCUUCUGAAGGCGUAUCGUUUGCCAGAGCCUGAUCUGCAAUCAGAUAUCGCUGAUCAAGCAAGCCGACUGUGGUACGUGGCCAGGCGCACCGCCACGGAAGAGAAACUGAACAGCGUAGACUGUUGGAUCUCAGCCGUGAAGCAGGCCACCCGCACGAAUACACCGCAGACCCGAAGCUCUGUCGCGGCUGUUCUACCCAUCCUGGUGAGGUACUGGGCAGCGGGUGGCAGCACAUCUGGCGUGGAGCAAGCUUUUAGCCGUUCCCAGCAAUUGACUGACAACUUGAUGAUUGAUGGGCACAUCGAUGACGUUCUUGAGGCAUCCCUGGUCAUCGACAUACCCCCAGCAGAGCUGCAGACAAUUGCCCGGAAGGCGGCCGCUGUGUGGUUGCAGGUCUACGGCCCAACAAGGAUCUCCGGGUCGGCGCAUCGCGCGAAGGGUGUCAAACGCAUGGUGGAGGAAGUCCGCGCUGGUCGGGGCGCUGACUUGUUAGACUCCUUGGGCAUGGACGACUUGCAGCUGGUGCUGGACGGAUUGCAAAAGAAGGCGAAAACGGAUUCAGACUACGUCAAGGACCGUGCAAGGAAGAAUGCCCUGGCGGCUCCGCCGACUUUGCCAGACUUGGAAGCAGCCCCCGUGCACGUGUCGGAAGCCUUGCGAGAUUCGGCAGACAUCCAACGAGCUCUUCAGACGAAACAUGCUGUUGUCGUGGCCCUGGAGGACGAAAGUGCACGAAAGCCUUUCCCACAGUUAUGA